Messenger RNA from Rhea pennata, 1415 nucleotides. It is a transcript of the gene DNAJC28, whose product is annotated as DnaJ heat shock protein family (Hsp40) member C28. The transcript has 2 exons. NCBI's taxonomy places the organism in Eukaryota, Metazoa, Chordata, Aves, Rheiformes, Rheidae. The record is from RefSeq and is a predicted model, not a curated record. The coding region runs from base 92 to 1204 and encodes 370 amino acids.
CGGGAGGGGGGAGGGGCGGGCGGCAGCCCCGGGACCAGGUGAUUAUUAAGUAUGUAGCUACGUCUGAAGAAAUAUAAAGUGGCUUUGCGUCAUGUUGACUAACAAGAUAGGGCAUCAUUUAAUGUUACAUCAAGCAAUGAUUCCAAGACACCUGAAACUGUUUCCCUGUAUUCAUGGCAAUAGACUGUUAUCAGGUUACAAACCUAAAAGCAAUGUGAAGGACUCCUACAGAAUUCUUGAGCUGCAGGAAGGAUGUUCCCUUGAUGAUAUCAGGAAUUCAUACCGAAAUCUUGCCAAAAAAUAUCAUCCAGACAGCGGUUCCAUCACGGCUGAUUCUGAAGCAUUUAUGAAAGUGGAAGAAGCUUACAGAGUUGUGCUCAGUGAUGUGGCAAACAAAAAGAAAUCCAGUGAGGAUGGAGAGGAAGACCAGUUCAAAUCAAAAGCACUACAGCAUAGACACUACUUGAGUUUUGAAGGUGUUGGUUUUGGAAUGCCAAGCCAAAGAGAAAGGCAAUACAUGCAAUUUCGAGUAGACCGUGCUGCUGAACAAGUGUUGGAAUACCGGAAGCAGAGGCUUGAAGGGCAGUGUGCUGUGACUGACCUAAUGAAAGCCAAAGAUGUGAGACAGAGCAAAAAGGUGAAAAUAACGCAAGCAAUUGAACGGUUGGUUGAGGACCUCAUCCAGGAGUCAAUGGCUAAAGGAGACUUUGACAAUCUCAGCGGUAAAGGAAAGCCAUUGCAGAAAUUUUCAGACUGUCCACAUAUUGAUCCUAUGACUCACAAUCUGAACAGAAUUCUGAUAGACAACGGAUACCAGCCGGAAUGGAUCCUGAUGCAGAAAGAAAUACGUGAAACGAUAGAGCAAUUAAGAAAGGGGAUAGUGGCAUCUAGGAAUAAGCUUGGAGGGCCAAUGACGCCGUAUAGACAGAAGCAAUGGAACCGUGUUUGUGAGCAAUUCAUAGAAGAUAUCAGGAAAUUAAACAAAAGAAUUGACAACUUCAAUUUAGUUGUUCCUAUUCUAAGCAGGCAAAUGGUGCACUUUAAUGCAGACAAAGAAAUUGUACGAGCACAAAAGACUUACGAAGCUUUGAUGGAAAAAGGGGAAGCUUCUAAUUCAGACAUGAAGGAAAUUGAACAGGAAAAUGUUAAAAGGUUUGGGUUGAAGUCUUCUUUAUUUAACUGGUUAAAUCUUAUCUUGAAAUAAGAUAAUAUUGAUCCAUCUGUCUUGUCAAGGUUUUGAAUGCACUUUAUUACUAAAACACGUAGCAUUAGAAAGAGAAAUUUCAGGUAUACUGAAAAUAUGAAUUCCACCUGUCUGUUGUUACUAUUAGUUGUCUGAUGUGCAUUUGCAGGUGCUUAAUAGAUUUCUGUGUGCGUACAGUAAGGAGCAAAUAAAUUCUCUCCGUUACACUCUU